Messenger RNA from Gracilinanus agilis (Agile Gracile Mouse Opossum), 1380 nucleotides. Its product is annotated as gasdermin-A-like. Gene Ontology annotation, molecular function: phosphatidylinositol-4,5-bisphosphate binding; phosphatidylserine binding; phosphatidylinositol-4-phosphate binding. The transcript is spliced from 10 exons. The record is from RefSeq and is a predicted model, not a curated record. The coding region runs from base 1 to 1380 and encodes 459 amino acids. Gene Ontology annotation, biological process: defense response to bacterium; pyroptotic inflammatory response. Lineage: Eukaryota; Metazoa; Chordata; Mammalia; Didelphimorphia; Didelphidae.
AUGCCUUCCAUGUUUAAGAAAAUGUCCACCUCCCUUGUCAAAGAGGUGGGCAAGAAGAAUCUGAAACCUGUCAGCAACCUGAGCUGUUCCCAACGAUUCCGGCCUUUCUGUCUAUUGAGGAAGACGUCUAAAAAGCACAAGUUUUGGAGCACAAAAUUCACUUGCACUGAAUUCUCCCUUAUGGACAUUCUGGAGCCACACUUCCCAGUCCCAGAAGUGACAUCAAGCAAACCCUUCCAUUUCUAUGAAACCGAGCAUGGGGAGUUAAAGGGAGAGAUGGAUCUGGACGUGGCCAGUGAGAUGCAGGGGAAGGUGACAGGGGCUACCACAUCAUGCAAUAACUUGGCUCUGAAGCUGCAAAUCCUCACUGUUGUCCCCCAAAUCUGGGAGGCCUUGAUGGAGAGAAAAGUGAAGUCAAAGCAUUCCUUCCUUCAAGAGGUGCAAAAUCGUGGGGAAAAACUUUAUGUAGUGACCGAGGCCAUAGAGAACAUGGAAGACACAAUUCUGAUGCACUCCAACAAAAAAGAAGGCUCAAUAGAGACAUCCUUGGGACAACUAUCCUCCCUCCCAGUCAUUACCUUCAAGAACCAAGCCCAAGGUCAAACAGACAGAAAAAAGGCGGUGACUAUUAACCAGGGCUGCAUCUUGGCUUAUCGGGCUCUGGAGCUGUUCAUUGAGAAUGAUGGAUGGAAAGUUAGUUAUAUUCCUGAGAUAAAACCAAGGUGUGAUGUGGAAGAAUUCUGGAUGGAUGAAUUGACUGGGAAAUUUAUCAGUGCUCCAAGAAAUUUUGAGGAAUUUCAGGAAAUGAUGAUAAGGGAGCAAGAAGCUCUUUCCAAAGCAUCCAGAGAGCUCCAUGUCACACUGCUUCAUGAAGUCCAGGAUAUACUAGGAAACAGGAAGGCACUACAAGACCUGGAUGACAUGCUGGAUCAGGUGCCAGACAUGAGAGAGAAGGGGCAAUUGGAAGGCCCUGGGGUCUGCAUCCUAAAACAUCUACAAGACCACUCAGGAGAUGCAUCCAACCAACAGGCAGAAAGCAUCCUCUACUUCCUUGGAGCACUAAUGAUCCUGACUGAUACUCAGCAACAGCUCCUGGCCCAAUCCUUGGAGAAGAGGAUCCUGCCUCAGCAGCUGGAACUGGUUAAGAGUAUCUUGAAAACAAACUUCAUGAAAUAUGGAGAAAGUUCAUUCUCUGUCCAUCCAGAGCUUCUGUCUGAACUCAAAGAUGAAGAUCAAGCUAUCACAAUGAAUCUGAUGAAGGAGUGUGGCUUAAAUCUUCAAUGUGCUGGAUCUCAGACAAAAUGGAAUUCAGAGGCAAAAGAUUCUCUCUCUGCUUUGUAUGUGGUCAUCUCAUUCCUGCAGCUGCUGACUCAAACUUAA